CUUCAUUUAUAGGACCGUCUGGCUCACCAUCGAUGGCUGCUUUUCUUCCAGUUUGGGGAGAGUGAUAAAUCAAAUGUACAGGAAUUUAAGAAACUUAAAUUUUUACUUAAAGAUGAACAUAUUCAGGUUGGCAAGUUUGACUGUCUUUCCUCACCAAUGAUCUGCAACAAACUAUAUGUCUAUCAGCCUUGUUUAGCAGUCUUCAAAGGAAAAGGAACUGGAGAUUAUGAAAUUCAUCAUGGAAAGAAGAUUUUAUAUGACAUUGUUGCAUUUGCCAAAGAAAGUGUCAACUCUCAUGUUAUCACACUGGGACCUCAGAAUUUUCCUGACAAAGACAAGGAACCAUGGCUUGUGGAUUUCUUUGCACCGUGGUGUCCUCCCUGUCGAGCUUUGUUACCAGAGCUGAGAAAAGCAUCAAAACAUCUCUAUGGUCAGCUUAAAUUUGGAACACUAGACUGUACUGUCCAUGAAGGGCUUUGCAACAUGCAUAACAUUCGAGCUUACCCAACAACCGUUGUGUUCAAUCAGUCUGAUGUUCAUGAAUAUGAGGGACAUCACUCUGCUGAGCAGAUCUUGGAGUUUAUAGAGGAUCUCAGGAAUCCCUCGGUGGUCUCCCUAACACCAGAGACAUUUGCUGAAUUAGUUCAGAGAAGAAAACGAGAGGAAAUCUGGAUGGUUGACUUCUACGCUCCGUGGUGUGGACCUUGUCAGGCUUUAAUGCCAGAAUGGAAAAAAAUGGCCAGGAUGUUGAAUGGAUUAAUCAAUGUAGGCAGUGUGGACUGUCAAAAAUAUUACUCUUUCUGUCACCAAGAAAGUGUUCGGGGAUAUCCUGAAAUAAGACUCUUCCCUCAAAAAUCAAACGCAGCUCAUCAAUAUUAUAGCUACAAUGGAUGGCACAGAGAUUCAUAUUCACUGAGAGGCUGGGCAUUGGGAUACUUACCACAAGUGUCUGUAGACCUGACUCCUCAGAGUUUCACAGAAAAAGUUCUGAAUGGAAAAGAUCACUGGGUCAUUGAUUUUUAUGCUCCUUGGUGUGGACCUUGCCAAAAUUUUGCUCCUGAAUUUGAGAUCCUUGCAAGGACAAUUAAAGGAAAAGUAAAAGCUGGAAAAGUAGACUGUCAGACAUAUGCUCAGACCUGUCAAACUGCUGAUAUCAGAGCCUACCCUACUGUUAAGUUUUACCCCUACCAAGGAACAAAGAAAAAUGUUCUUGGCGAAUAUAUAGACAGCAGAGAUGCAAAAGGUAUUGCUGACCUUUUGAAUGAAAAAUUAGAAGCAAUUCAAAAUAAAGGAAAAAGAAAAAAAUCUAGAAAUAAGGAUGAACUCUAAGUGGUACUGGAGGUAGAUACAAUUCAAAAUAUUCUGAAGCUGUGAAUAUAGAAGAUGCCACAAGGCAAAUACAAGGCUGAUUACAUUCAUGACAGGACAAGAGAGGUGAAAACUAGUUUGCGUUCACGGGCAUAUGUGACUGUAUGAAUUCUGUUUAAACUGUGGGGAGAUGAAAGCAUGAAAGCGUUCUGGUUUUGGUGGAACCAUUCAAUGUUUCUGCAAAUGAAUUCUGCAUGUCUGUCUUCUGAUAUACCACCUUCUUCCUAGUCAAACAUUGGAGUUGACCAGAAAUGUGGACUGUUACCACUCUUGCCUACCCAUUUACUAGUUCCUUACAUUUUUCUGUCUCUUUUCAAACACUUUUUGAAUGUGGCACUCAGCCUAUGGCUGAAUAUGCACUCAUACCACUCUGCAAUGCAGAAACACAAUGAGGGAUUGUCUAUUUGAAAGACAAACAGUUUUACCUGAUGAUAUUCUGCUUUGGAGUUGCAUUAUUGUGUAGUC
Molecule: messenger RNA, 1833 nt
Organism: Pelecanus crispus (Dalmatian pelican)
Lineage: Eukaryota; Metazoa; Chordata; Aves; Pelecaniformes; Pelecanidae
Source: RefSeq, a predicted model, not a curated record